Messenger RNA from Nerophis lumbriciformis (worm pipefish), 1511 nucleotides. RefSeq lists its product as uncharacterized. NCBI's taxonomy places the organism in Eukaryota, Metazoa, Chordata, Actinopteri, Syngnathiformes, Syngnathidae. The record is from RefSeq and is a predicted model, not a curated record.
UCAUCACAUGGUCGCUGGAAACUACAACAAGGAAGAAGACAUGGCAAGGACAGAAUCCAUCAUAUUCGCUCUGCUACUUGCAGCCGCAGCUACCAUUGCUCGCACCACCGCCACUACAGUCUCUGCUGAAACUUCUGCCGCCACUCCCACCACAGCCGCUGCUACAACUGCUGCCCCCACUCCCACCACAGCUGCUGCUACAAAUGAUGACCCCACUCCCACCACAGCUGCUGCUACAAAUGAUGACCCCACUCCCACCACAGCUGCUGCUACAAAUGAUGACCCCACUCCCACCACAGCCGCUGCUACAACUGCUGCCCCCACUCCCACCACAGCAGCUGCUACAACAGCUGCCGCCACUCCCACCACAGCCGCUGCGACAACUGCUGCCGCCACUCCCACCACAGCCGCUGCUACAACUCCUGCCCCCACUCCCACCACAGCUGCUGCUACAACUGCUGCCGCUACUCCCACCACAGCCGCUGCUACAACUCCUUCCCCCACUACCACCAUAGCCGCUGCGACAACUGCUGCCCCCACUCCCACCACAGCCGCUGCGACAACUGCUGGCCCCACUCCCACCACAGCCGCUGCAACAACUGCUGGCCCCACUCCCACCACAGCUGCUGCUACAACUGCUGCCCCCACUCCCACCACAGCAGCUGCUACAACUGCUGCCCCCACUCCCACCACAGCAGCUGCUACAACUGCUGCCGCCACUCCCACCACAGCCGCUGCGACAACUGCUGCCCCCACUCCCACCACAGCCGCUGCGACAACUGCUGCCCCCACUCCCACCACAGCAGCUGCUACAACUGCUGCCGCCACUCCCACCACAGCCGCUGCGACAACUGCUGGCCCCACUCCCACCACAGCCGCUGCGACAACUGCUGCCCCCACUCCCACCACAGCCGCUGCUACAACUCCUGCCCCCACUCCCACUACAGCCGCUGCGACAACUGCUACCCCCACUCCCACCACAGCCGCUGCGACAACUGCUUCCCCCACUCCUACCACAGCCGCUGCUACAACUGCUACCCCCACUCCCACCACAGCUGCUGCUACAACUGCUGCCGCCACUCCCACCACAGCCGCUCCUACAACUGCUGCCCCCACUACCACCACAGCCGCUGCUACAACUGUUGCCUCCACUGCCACCUUAGAUGCUUCUCGGCCUGCAGUGGUCAUGUUGGUAGUCAUUUCCCUGACAUUGGCGCAGAUGCUGAUAGACUUUUAGUUGACAUCCAAGAUACUCUAUUUGUGUAACAUGUGUAACAUUCCAUGGAAAGUGCAUGAUGAAAUAGUGUAUUGACCAACAUUUAGCCCUGAUGUUCAAAUGUAUUCAUCAAUCAUUCAAUCAAACUAUUAAUCACAAGUGUUGGAGCCUAUUUAUUUAUUAAUUGUUUUGACAAUGAAAUCAAAUAAUGUCAAUGAUGAUGUUGAUGAAUUAUUGGAUGUUUUAGAUUUCAUUGUGAUUAACUGAUUGGACGUUUGUUCCGCACACUUUACCG